AUAUAUAUUUGAACACAGAAUAUUAAUUGAUAUUUCUCAGUGCCUCUGUGGUUUCAAGAGCUUCUUCGUGUUAAAUAUAUCGUCUGACGUCUAUCAAUUUUAAUAAUUUAAUAAAUAAUAUUAUUCAAGAAUCAAGAAGUUCAUUUAUUUUUAUGAGACAUGUGUGAUGUGUCAUUAGUGGAUAAAUAAAAUUGUAUUUUUAUAAGUCUAAUCAACUUUUAUAAUAAUUCCAUAUUACUUAAAAUACUAUUAGAUUAAUUUAAUAUUCUUAAUCAUGUGCGACAAAAUCAAAAUGCCUUGCAUUCCUGUAGCAUUCACAGUAACACCUAUGAUAGGUGGUUUCAUUGGAGGUAUUUUUGUUCGGAAAAAUAUCAAAGGAUGGUACGAGACACUAAAUCGACCAUCCUGGAGACCUCCAAAUUAUAUGUUUGGGCCAGUUUGGACUACUUUGUAUUUAGGAAUGGGAUAUGCGUCAUAUAGGGUAUACCGUUGUGGAGGUGGAUUUUCUGGUGCAGCAAAACUUCCUUUGGCAUUAUACGCAUCACAAUUGGUUUUGAAUUGGGCAUGGUCACCUUUAUUCUUUGAGUUUCAUCAGUUAAAAUGGAGUUUGAUUGAAAUUUGUCUUUUGUGGACAAAUGUAGCUGGUUGCAUUGUAACAUUUUAUAAAGUAAACAAGGUGGCCAGUUAUUUGAUGAUUCCAUACUUAGGUUGGUUGUCAUUAGCAACAGCAUUGACAUAUAACAUAUAUAAAAAUAACCCUGAAGUAUCAGACAAAGUUAAUGAUGAAUAAUAUUGUAUUAUCAACUAUAAGUUAACAUAAUAUUAUUUUUAUUAGGUAUUAAAAUUUAAAUUGUCAUCACAUGGUUAUAUAAAUAUAUGUUAUUUGUUUUAAGUUCAAUUUAAAAUCAUGGGUGUACACAGGGAGUGAUGGAAUUUGAUAUUUUAGUUUUUAAGAUUAAUAUUGAUGAAUUUAUUAAUAUUUUAAACUUUAUAAUCUUGAUUUGUAUGCUAUAAAUAGUUACCUAUAACACAGUUUCUAAACAUUUUUUUUUAUUAACAUUUAAAAAAAUGUUUAGUUAAUAUUAAUUUUUUAUGAAUAUUUAAAAAACUGUAGAUGAUAUGUUUGUUUAAUUGGAUUUAAUGAUUUUUCAUUAAAUUAUGAUAGUUGUUUUGUUAUAAAUCAAAAAAAGAUUUUAAGUUAUUAAUAGACACUUUAAAUUUAUGACCAUAAAUGUAAAUUGUUAAGUAUAGAAAUCCUAAUGGUGAAUUGUUUAACUUUGAAUUAUGUCUACCUAAUUAUAUUUUUUAAAUAAUUUUCAAUAAAAAUAUAUAUACAUUUGUUUUAUUGUAUUGAUUUGCAAUUGUUUAAAUAAUUAUUUAAAAAAAAAAAAAAUAAAACUGUUUAAAAACUGGAAACCAAACUGUUCGAUUCAAAUGUCUUACUAUUGAUUAUGUUAAGGACAAAAUGUCUGUAAGUUCAAUUAUUUUAUUGGAAUUACUUUAUUUGUUAUUAAUUAUUACUGUAUUUAACCUUGAUUAUUAUUUAUUAUGUACCUAAACAUUUCAUUAAUUUUUUAACUUAAUAAAGAUUUUUUUUUUU
Messenger RNA from Aphis gossypii (cotton aphid), 1600 nucleotides. RefSeq names its product translocator protein. The record is from RefSeq and is a predicted model, not a curated record. The coding region runs from base 275 to 790 and encodes 171 amino acids. NCBI's taxonomy places the organism in Eukaryota, Metazoa, Arthropoda, Insecta, Hemiptera, Aphididae. The transcript is spliced from 4 exons. Gene Ontology annotation, cellular component: mitochondrial outer membrane.